Messenger RNA from Melozone crissalis (California towhee), 1584 nucleotides. RefSeq names its product transmembrane protein 161A (gene TMEM161A). Lineage: Eukaryota; Metazoa; Chordata; Aves; Passeriformes; Passerellidae. The transcript has 13 exons. The record is from RefSeq and is a predicted model, not a curated record. The coding region runs from base 81 to 1532 and encodes 483 amino acids.
UUGGUUGAUUAGAGGGGCGUGGUUGCGGGGGCGGAGCCGUGGGCGGGCUUCCUGCGGGCGCCUUUGCGCUGACCCCCGGCAUGGCGGUGAUGGGGGUGCAGGUGGUGGUCACCCUGCUGGCCGCCAGCCUGAUGCAGAAGAUGGCCCCGCACUGCUCCUUCGCCCGCUGGCUGCUGUGCAACGGCAGCCUGUACAGGUACAAGCACCCCUCGGACGAGGAGCUCUGCGCCCUGGCCGGGAAGCAGCGCCCCAAGAGCAGGAGGGACAGGAGGGCCAGCGGGGUGGCCGAGGACAAGCCCCUGUCGGUGCCACGGGACAUCGAGCUGCAGCUGGACACCAGCCCCAUCACGGCCGUGGAUGCGCUGGUGCUGCGCCAUUUCCUGGAGUACCAGUGGUUCGUGGAUUUCUCCGUCUACGCCGGCGCCGUGUACGCCUUCAGCGAGGGCUAUUUCUGCCUGGUGAGCCCGGCCCGGGAGAGCAACCUGGGCGUGCUCUGGUGCCUGCUCACCGUCCUCUUCUCCGUCAAGGUGUUCUGCGUGGUGAUGCGUCACUAUUUCCGCUCCGAGGAGGGCGGCGAGCGCUCCGUGUGCCUCACCGCCGCCUUCUUCUUCCUGCUGCUCGCCAUGCUGGCCCUGGUGGUGCGCGAGGAUUACCUGGAGUUCGGCCUCGAGGCCGGCCUGGCCGGAGUCUCCUCUAACCUGGAGCCCAUCCUGAAGCCGCGGGGCUGGGAGUGGACGCUGCCCCUGGCCAGGCUGGCCUUCAAGCUGGGGCUGGUGGCCCUGAGCUCCUUCCUGGGCGCCUGCCUGACCUUCCCGGGGCUGCGCCUGGCACAGACACACCUGGACGCGCUCAGCAUGGCGGCCGGCAAGCCCCUGACACAGCUCCUGCUGCACGUGGGGUUCGUGGCCCCCGUGCUGGUGGUGCUGCUCUGGGUCCGGCCCCUGGCCCGGGAUUUCCUGCUCCAGGCCCCGCUGGGCAAGCAGACGGUGCAGAUCCUGUCGGACGCGGCCUUUGACACGCUGCGGCUCUGGGCCGUGGUGGCGCUGUCGCUGCUGCGGCUGCUGGGGACGCGCCACCACCUGCAGGCGUACCUGGCGCUGGCCGAGCGCUGGGUGCGGCGCAUGCGGCGCCAGGCGGGGCGGAUCCCGGCCCGGGACAUCCAGCGGCAGAUCUCCAGGAUUUACUGCUACGUGUCCGUGGUGAGCCUGCAGUACCUGGGCCCCGUGAUCCUCACGCUGCACUGCGCCCUGCUGCUCAAGACGCUGGGCCAGCACUCCUGGGGGCUGUACCCCGCCGUGUCCCCCGCCGUGUCCCCAGCAGCGCCGGUGGCCCCGCCGCGCCCCGAGGGCGGCCCUGGGGACGCCGAGGACGUGCAGGCGGUGGUGCAGGAGAUCUCGGGGCUGCUGGGCUGCAUCUUCACCCCGCCCUUCUUCCGAGGACUCUUCUCCUUCCUCACCUGGUGGGUGGCCGCCUGCCAGGUGGUCACCAGCCUCUUCGGCCUCUACUUCCACCAGUACCUGGCAGCCUCCUGACUGGGGGCACUGGGAGGGACUGGAGGGACUGGGAGGAACUGGAGGAACUGGG